AUGCUGAUUUUUGGAAGAAAAAGCAGCUGGUCCCUAAUGAGAGUUUUUCUGGCCUGUCUUUUGGCCUGUGUUAUCAGCACAGCCAUAGGAGUCCUGGCUCUCUCCUUGCUCUUUGUGAACACCUCUGCUUUCCUGAGAGAGAACAAGGAUAAAAAUGAGGCUCCAACCCCCCCAGAAACAGCAGGAAACAAAGUGGACCUCAAAUUCCAGUUCCUCAACCACCUGCCAAAAUCCAAGGUGUUCAGCUACCCAGGUGGGGAGAUUCAGUGGGCAAGGUUCAGGAAUGAUGCCAGUGAAUAUCUGAGUGCAGAAGAGAUGGAAUUUGGGAAAAGCCUCAACCACCACCACUCCAAAAUGACUUUUGGCACCUUGCUGAUCAAGAGCAAAGGGCUCCGGGCUCCCCACUGGCAUUUUAAUGCCAAUGAACAUGGCUACAUGCUAAAGGGCAGUGCCUGGGUGGGUGUCAUUGGUGCAGAUGACAGCGUGGUGACCACCUACAAUGUCACAGCUGGCCAGGUCAUCUUCUUCCCUCGGAACACCGUGCACUGGAUCAAGAACACAGGGCCAACAGAUUGUCUCCUUCUGCUCUUCUUUACAACCCAUGAUGAACUUCAGACCCUGGAUGUAGAUGAUGCUUUUUUUUCCACCCCAGAGGAUAUAGCAGCCCGGGCACUCCAGCCAGCAGGUGGAGUUGACUUCAUCAGAACCUUCCAGAAGCAAAAGGAAGAUCAAGCAGUGAAUCUGCCAGCAAACUUGAAGGAGCUGGUCCAAAAUGCCACCUACGUGCAGUCCCCAGCUGAGCUGGUGUGGCAAUACUUCUACGACCUCCAAGGUUCAGCAGAAUUUCCUUUCCCUGGAGGAAUCUUCCAGUGGGCUCGGUACCGCAGGAACGGCACCGGGCUCAGUCAGACAGAGAAGAUAUUCAGUGAGUCCCUGAACAAGCACGAGAACACCCUCACCUUGGCCACCCUGCGGAUCUUCAGCAACGGGCUGGGCCAACCUCAUUUCCACUUCAAUGCUAAUGAGAUGGGUUAUGUCAUUAGUGGGUGUGGACAGGUUGGAGUCACCCUCUCUGGAGUCACUGCCAACUUCAACAUUGGCAUUGGGGAUGUCAUCUUCUUCCCUGUUGGAACCCAGCACUACAUCAAGAGUGUGUGUGAUGAGGAUUUGCUCCUGAUUCUUGCCUACAGUACAGGAAAUCAGCUGGAAACUCUUCGGAUGAGGGAUUAUUUCCAUGGCACAGCAGAUCACAUCCUUGCUCAGCUCUUUUUCAAGAAGCAGGAGGAGUUCCAGAAGUUCCCCAAGUGAGACAAGUGACCUCUCUCAACACUUAAUGACUCCAAGAAGUUUUUC
Molecule: messenger RNA, 1353 nt
Organism: Calypte anna (Anna's hummingbird)
Lineage: Eukaryota; Metazoa; Chordata; Aves; Apodiformes; Trochilidae
Exons: 9
Coding region: 1-1308 (435 amino acids)
Biological process (GO): activation of protein kinase B activity
Cellular component (GO): plasma membrane; Golgi apparatus
Source: RefSeq, a predicted model, not a curated record